This is a messenger RNA of Corvus hawaiiensis (hawaiian crow), 5461 nucleotides long. RefSeq names its product chromobox 2 (gene CBX2). The transcript is spliced from 5 exons. Gene Ontology annotation, cellular component: PRC1 complex; heterochromatin. NCBI's taxonomy places the organism in Eukaryota, Metazoa, Chordata, Aves, Passeriformes, Corvidae. Gene Ontology annotation, biological process: negative regulation of transcription by RNA polymerase II. The record is from RefSeq and is a predicted model, not a curated record. The coding region runs from base 32 to 1630 and encodes 532 amino acids.
AGUGCGCGGGGGUGUGCGCGCGGCCGGGGCCAUGGAGGAGCUGAGCAGCGUGGGAGAGCAGGUCUUCGCCGCCGAGUGCAUCCUCAGCAAGCGGCUCCGCAAGGGCAAGCUGGAGUACCUGGUCAAGUGGCGAGGCUGGUCCUCCAAGCACAACAGCUGGGAGCCUGAGGAGAACAUCCUGGACCCCCGGCUGCUCCUGGCUUUCCAAAAGAAGGAACACGAAAAAGAAGUGCAGAAUCGGAAGAGGGGCAAGCGGCCGCGGGGCAGGCCCAGGAAACACGUGGAACCAGAGAUGCCUGCGAAAACUAAGUCAAGUAGCUCCUCUUCUUCCACAUCCUCCUCUUCCUCCUCCUCCUCCGAUGAAGAGGAUGAAAGUGAUCUGGAAGCAAAGAGAGGUCCUCGCAGCAGAGAGACGCACCCGGUGCCACAGAAGAAAGCUCAGAUCCUGGUGGCCAAGCCCGACAUGAAAGACACUUCCAGGAAGAAGCGUGGGCGGAAACCUCUUCCCCCAGAGCAGAAAGCAGCUCGAAGGACCGUGAACCUGACAAAGGUGCUGAAAACGUCCCGGAAGGAGGUGGGGGGCAGUGCCAAGCUGGUGGGGAAGCUGCAGCCCCAGCACAGCAUGCAGGGCUCAGGUAUGGCUGUGCUGAAGGAUCCACCGGGCACCUUGGCUGGGCUCAGUUCGGGGGGGUCAUCAGUGGAAAACCUGCCCAACAUGAAGAGCGGCUCGGCGAGCCCCAGCCAGGCCAUCAGCUGGCAGAGCUCCAUCGUGCACUACAUGAACAGGAUGUCCCAAAGCCACACUGCAGCCGAGAGCUCGGCGCUGGGCAGGCUGGCGCUGAAGGCACAGGCAGCCAGUAAGGGCAGCUUAGGGCUGGACUUGAAAAUAAGGAGCCAGAAAGGCUCUGGGGAUCUGGGGCUGAACGUACAGGCACCCAAAACUGCAAAGGCUCCUGGCAGCAGCGCCGGAGGGGACCAGAAAUCGGCGUUUGCUGCGGGAGGCCAAACGCUGCCCAACGGCAGCAAGACGCCGUCAAGCUCGUCUGGGGCCGGCAUCCAGCCAGCCUCCAGCCAGGAGCUGAACCUCCAGGCUCUGAACCUGCAGAGUGUCAAAAACGGGCCGAGCGUGGCCAGCGGGAGCAGCCUCCCCCGGCACCUCUGCGGCUCCCUGGCCAAGGGCUCUGGUGGCAGCACGGCCACUGCGGGUGCCGGCGGUGCCAAGGGCGGCGCGGUGGGGGCUGGGCUGAACGCUGCCAGUGCUGGGACGCUCCCAGGGGGGGACGGCGGCAAGAGCAAGAAGCAGGCACACCGGGCAGGUGACAGGGACUUGGCCAAAGGUGGCUCAGCUGGUGCUCAAGAGGGACGUGCGGCCACAGAGAGCCGCAAACCAGCCGCCCUGUCUGAAGUGAGCACAGGCGAGGACACCAGCUCGGAUUCGGACCGGGAUUCAGCUUCCCUCCCAGCUGCGGGUCAGAACAUGUCUGUCUCCAUCCAGACCAGCCAGGACUGGAAACCCACCCGCAGCCUGAUUGAGCACGUCUUUGUCACCGAUGUUACCGCUAACCUGAUCACAGUGACAGUCAAGGAGUCCCCCACCAGCGUCGGGUUUUUCAACCUGCGGCAGUACUGAGCCCAGGAGCAUGAGAGGAGGGAGAGGGUCCUUCAGCCUCACCCUCACCUUUGCCCAGCUCUUCCAUCAGGUUUUUUUUUCUUCAAGUGAACGUGGAGACCUCAUGAGACCUGCUGGAACUUGUGUCUGGAAAGGCUGGACAAAUACGCAGUGAAACCUGCUCCAAACUGCCAGCGGGUCCUGGCUCCUCUCCAUCCUCUUCUGGAGCCGUGCCCCAUGUGAGGGUGGUCGAUGCCAUUCUCUGUGAGCGGGGGCACUGGUGCUGCCAGGAGUGUCAGGCUGGCCAGUUUUGAGCCAGGCUUCACUGCACGUAGGUCUCUUUGCUUUGAAACAGCAGAUGCCAAGGUCUGCAGCUUGCUGGCCUUGGGGAGGUGCGGAGCUGCCAUGGGACAGUCUUAUACCUGGGAGAGGACCAGGAGAUUCUCUUCUGGGCUUCCUGUGGAUCUGUCUAUGAGCCAUGGGGAACUGCAAGUCAAUCCAAAUGAGGCAGCUGCUGCUCCCAGCCCUUGAGGCUGUGGGGGGGCAGGUGCAUUCGGGGGUUUUUCAGGGUACGCUCAGCCCAGCCACCCCCCUGGGCGAGGUCAUUUCCAAUGAUGGGAAACCCACAACGUUUCUCUUGGGGUUUCCAGCUGAUAGGGAAAUAUUGUUUACAUUUUUUCUUAAGGAAUUUAUUUUUUUUUCAUGAGGGAGGGGAAUAACCCCAGUCUAAGAUAGGGUAGGUCCUGGAUGCCACUAACAGAACAGGUGGCAGAGGUGCUUUUAUUGGAGGGUGUCUCCUUCCUGCUGGAGGAAAGUCCUGCCUUGAGAGCCAGCAAGAUCCACCAGCUUCUCUGCAGUGGCUUGACUUCAGAGGAACGUGAAUUUCUGGGCAGCCCAGGGAGCCCACACGCCGCUCCUCUGCCUCAUCCUGGCAUUGCCAGCAUCUCCACCUCCCGCUCAGCAGGUUCCAGGCACUCCUAGGGACUGAGCUGGGGUAUAUUUUUUAAGCCUUGCAGAACGUGGAAAACCUGCCCAACAUGAUGAAGAGCGGCUCGGUGAGCCCCAGCCAGGCCAUCAGCUGGCAGAGCUCCAUCGUGCACUACAUGAACAGGAUGUCCCAAAGCCACGCUGCAACCGAGAGCUCGGCGCUGGGCAGAACGUGUGAACCCUUCCAGCAGCAGGUAGUUCGGUGCUGGGACUGCCGGGUGUCUGUGAGGUCAGUGCCGCAGUUUGGCUGAGCCCUCCUCACCACUGAACGGCCGAAUCAGCCUUGGCUGCUCCCUGGGUUAGACUCACGCUGAUCAUCCAUGGUUUUCUCCAGAAUGCUCAGAAGCUGGUCGAGGCCACCGCACAGGUGGUCUGGAGUGGUGGGAAAGGAAAGGAGAGGAGAGGGAGAAGGGCUAAGGCCAGUGGGUACCUCAGGCUGCUGUUCCCCAAGGAACCAGAGCACCUGAGCAGCUGUUCACCUUCCCCUGGCCGUCCCAGCAGCUGGGGUGCUCCUUUUGGCUUGUAAUUGCACCCAAUAAUGGCUUUUUCACUGCAGCAUUUUCCCUACUGCAGAUUUCUCCUACAAGCCAAAAUUAGCAGCAGUUCAGGCAGAGUUUAGUAGCAUUCGAGGUCAUUUUAGUUCUGUUGAUGCUGAGUCUUUUUCUCAGAGGUGAUGAACAGCUGGCGGCUGCCCACUCCCCCGGGUGGUUCAGAUGUCGCUCUGCUGGUGGGCCCCUCCAGCAGGCCACUGUGUAGGGGGCCACCAGGUGACUGACCUGGCACCAGGGUAGGCAUUUCCCUUAGCCACAGGCAGGGCCACUCACAGUGUCUUCAUACACAGGAGUGUGGAUCCUGACCAAACUGGGGGUACACGUACUUCUGACCCCCCUGAUGCGGCAGCCCCCCAUGGUCACGGCUGCUGCCGCUGGCUGGCAGUGGGAUCAUUCUCAGGUGAUGCCAAAAUGUCCCAGUCUGUGCAGUUUACCUUCUACUGUAACUUUGCCAAACGAGCUCCAAGGAAGCACUGGCCUGUGUCAGCAGAAACCAGUGCCCCGGGCAUGCUCUGUGCUGUGCUCUUGUGCUGGGGGUACGAGAGCUUUGGGAGAAGAAUCAAGGAAUCUGGGAGCAUGGGGGUGAUGCUCUCACCCACACACCAAAUGUUUGCUACUUGGCCUUUCCAAACCCAAACUGAUCGACGAUGUGCCUUUUGGACCGUCCUUAUCUCAGCCUAGUCUGUGACAGCGGUCCCUCCACAGGUUUGUGCCUAUGCAAAGCAGGGUGGUCACAGGGUCUUGGGGGCACGGUGACACUGAUGGGAGAGGUGUCCUGGUCCCCGGUGGGACACGCAGCUGUCAUGCAGAGCCCUGCUGAGCGAUGCCCACAGAGGGGAAGCUGGCCUUGCAGGGAUACUCUUGCCUGCAGCAAUAGGAUGUGUGGAUUGGUUUCUCCAAGGGGGAGAAGAACAUCUGAAGACACUCCAAGAAGGGGCCAGGCCCAGAGGGUGGCGGCAGGAGAUGAGCUGUGACAGCAGGUGAAGGGCUGCUGCACACUGGCUCCGAGCCGGCUGCUCCCUCCUGAGCCACUGUCUAAGCUCCUGCAGGUUUCUCCAUGCGGAGCCUGGCUCCUGCCUCCUGCUUGGGCAGAGGGGACAUGUAUCCCAACACUGGGCAGCUCCCUCCAUCACCCACCCUUCCAGGCAUGUCCCCUCCAGCAGCACAGGACUCUGCUGUCACCACUUGCUAUUGUGCCUUUUGCUCACCAGCGGGUUCAAUUCCAAAGGUCUAACGAUGGUGAAAAUGAUAAUCCAGGAUUUUUUUCUGGCCAUCUCACCUUGAAUUUCUUCCCCAGCCCCUUUCUCACUUGGUGUUCCAGAAUCUCGGCUCUCCCAGCAGCGCUGGGGGAUUUGAGUGCACGGUUCCUGCUGGGGUUUGCCUCCCAAAGACACAUUCUGUGAGUAAUUGACUGGAAUCUUUGGACAGGGGUUGGAAGACCCCUGGUUGGUGCAGACCCUGGCUGUGUACCACUAGGAUUCACGUUCUACCUUUUUUUAUUCCUUUUUCUUUUGAGUUUGCUGCUAUGGGUUGGCAUAUUCAGCCGGGUGUCAGACAGGCAAUUAAAGGUUUGUCACUUGUCAUUUUCUAAGGCGUUUCCGAUGUGAAAAGUCCUGCGGUAUUUGUAUAGUGAAUGGAUAUUUUCCCCAGGCGUAAUCUGGUUAAGCAUCCUUGUUGUUUUCCAUUGGACUGGAAGAGGUGGCCGAUUCAGCCAUCUUCCUGAGAAACUGAGUCUAUUUUUAUAUAUAUAUUUUGUACCAAAAAAAUCCAGGAGUACACGGAGGGAUGGAGAUAGUUUAGAGGUUUGGUUUGUGUUGAGUUUCUGAGCUGUGUGUGAAGGGCUCCAGAGCCAGGAGAAAGGUUUUACUGACAGAAAUUUGAGAUAGGUGAAAACAAACAAUUGUUCUUGUAACUUGUGCCAGUCACUGCUCUGAUUUGUACAUUUUAAUUAAAGAGAGAGCCAAAUCGGUCCUGUAUGACACUUAUAAUUGCUUUAAACUGCAGCUGUUUGUUUGCUGUUAUUUUCUGAGAACAAAAGUCGGAGAUGUUAUUGCCCUGGGAAAGCAUGAGUGUUAUGGGAGAAGGACCAGCUCCCCACGCAGCGUCCCGGUCCUUCCCGGCCCCUCGCUCGCGUUCCUUGCGCAGUUUUCCAGUGUUCCUGGACACUAACGCUAGUGUAGCCCCCCAGCUCUAGGCUGCUUUUAAUUUAUUUGCAGGAAAACACUAGGAAAUGGUUGCGUCGGGUGGGGGUUUUUGUAUGACUUUUCCACUGUUCUUUUUUAGCAUAUCAAUAAAUAUUUUUUUAAACUUUUCA